UUUGUCAUUUAUACGAGUACUUCUCACAACGUCCAAAAUGCAGCUCGUCAGUUUCUUUUUAAUUUUACUCUUCGGAUUCUCUCAUUGCGUGAAUCAUUUACCCAAAGGGGUUUAUUUCAUUUCUUUAGAUUCGUCGGCCAAUAUAUCGAUGUAUUGGUCGUUGGAUUACAAUCAAAAAUACGUGCGUUUUGAAAUUCAUUUACCAUUACGUCGUUGGGACUGGUUCGCGAUCGGAUUUUCCGAUUAUGGAGAACUGUAUCAGGCUGAUUUGUGCAUUUUGUGGAGUGAUCGUAAAUGGAAUACCGAGUUCCAAGAUGUUUGGACAGACGAAAUAGGCGAUGUGCAUUUAGAUGAGAAACAAAAUUGCGAAGAUUUUGACAUCGAUUUUCACGAUCAUUUGACCAAGUUCACUUUUUCUAGAAAAUUUGAUACUUGUGACGAAUUUGAUUACGUUAUCGAGGAUGGAACAACUCAUAUUGUAUGGAUGAAAGGAAACGGUUUACUGACUGAUGUAGAAGGCCGAAAUGUUGAUCAUGCUUCGAAACACGGAAUGCAAAGAACUCAGUUAUUAAAAAAUCCCGAAUUGCAAAAAAUUAAAUUCCCUCAAGACACCAGAACAGUUGAAUUUACAGCUGAUCGUGUUCAAGUACCCGGCGAUGACACCACGUAUUGGUGUUACGUUCAAAAAAUUCCCGAAUUUUUAUCGAAAAUUCAUCACGUUAUUCAAUUUGAAGCUGUAAUCCAAAGUGGAAAUGAAGGAUUAGUUCAUCAUAUGGAAUUAUUUCAUUGCGAGGCAGCCUACGAUAAAGAUAUUUCCUCAUAUAAUGGACCCUGUACUCACGCUGAUAGACCCAAAGAUACAGAAAUUUGUAAAAAGGUGUUAGCUGCUUGGGCGAUGGGAGCUACCCCAUUUUUAUACCCCAAGGAAGCUGGUUUACCUAUCGGUGGUAAACGUUUCAACCCCUACGUUAUGUUAGAGGUGCAUUACAAUAACCCUGAAAUGAAAUCAGACUUUGUAGACAGCUCAGGAGUACGGUUGCAUAUAACACCUACAUUAAGAAAAUACAACGCUGGAGUAAUGGAAUUGGGUUUAGAAUACACAGAUAAGAUGGCAAUUCCGCCAAAACAAGAAUCAUUUUUGUUAUCCGGUUAUUGUAUAUCAGAGUGUACUGCUGUGAGUCUACCACCUCAAGGAAUCACCAUAUUUGGAUCUCAAUUACACACUCAUUUGACAGGAGUUCAAGUAUUGACACGACAUAUUCGCGAUGGAAGAGAAUUGCCAGAAUUGAACCGAGAUAAUCAUUACAGCACUCAUUUUCAAGAAAUAAGGCUUCUUAAAAGACCAGUGAAUAUUUUACCAGGAGAUGCUUUGAUCACAACGUGUCGUUAUAAAACAGAACAAAGAGAAAACAUUACUCUCGGAGGAUUCUCCAUUAAAGAUGAAAUGUGUGUAAAUUAUGUCCACUACUAUCCAAAAAUUGAGCUAGAAGUGUGCAAAAGUUCCAUCAGUUACCAAACUCUAUUUACUUAUUUCCGUUACUUGAAUGAAUGGGAAAAUCAAAACACCAAUUCGCAAUAUGGUAUUAGCACAAAUUACGGGAAUAUCAAUUGGAAUCAAGACAGAGUUACCGACUUACAAAGUUUGUUCAACGAUAUGACAUUAUCGAUGCAAUGCAACGCCAGUACAGGUUUAAGAUUUCCUGGUGACUGGGAAAAUGUACCCUCAACUCACGUACUUUAUCCUCUUCCUCCACCAAUACGAAGUUGCAAACAAGAUGAAUUGAUUGUGUAGCAAUACGAUUAGUUGUACUCACAUGUACAGGGUAUGCAACUGAACUAUGGAACAUCGAGAGGGGGGGGGGAAUUCUUGAAAUACAAAACUGGAACUCAAAAAUUCAGGGGUGUUAAACCCAUAAAAACCAAAAUCCAUAUCAAUUUUUAUUUGUUUUUUUUGUUCGCUUUUCUUUUUCAAAAUUGGAAUUUCUAAAAAAACCAUCAUUCAAAUUCUAAAAUUUUGAAUUGAUACCAAAAAAAUCAAACUCUUUACAUUUAAAAUAUUGUGUUAGUAUUGGAAAUUGGUUGAAAA
This is a messenger RNA of Planococcus citri (citrus mealybug), 2086 nucleotides long. RefSeq names its product dopamine beta-hydroxylase-like. Gene Ontology annotation, cellular component: secretory granule membrane. The record is from RefSeq and is a predicted model, not a curated record. Lineage: Eukaryota; Metazoa; Arthropoda; Insecta; Hemiptera; Pseudococcidae. The coding region runs from base 38 to 1792 and encodes 584 amino acids. Gene Ontology annotation, biological process: octopamine biosynthetic process; dopamine catabolic process; norepinephrine biosynthetic process. The transcript is spliced from 9 exons. Gene Ontology annotation, molecular function: copper ion binding; dopamine beta-monooxygenase activity.